GGCAGAGCGUGUUGCUGCUGGAGGUCAGAGGCACGUUAGCAAACCGUAGUCAUCAAAUUAUAACGAAAGAAACACACCGUAAAGAAAAAAACACGCAAGAUACAACAUACGAACUGUUAGGGGAACAGUGUUUUAUCGACACUGGAUUCAGCAGCGUUGUCGUUUAUCUGUUUGAGUCUCAUUUUGUGAGUGUUACGACAUAUCGUAGCUAGCAAACGUCCUCAAGCCACCAGGUGAGCUCCUCUUCAGAUCCUCUCAGACAUGGACAACAACUCUCAGGGACCCGGGGGGGCCAAAGGAGGUUUGGGGAGUCUCUUCGGAGGUGGAGCACCUGAAUACUCCACCACAGAGCUUGCCGGUGUCCCAUUGUCUGGAAUGAGUCCGCUGUCCCCGUACCUCAACGUCGACCCUCGUUACCUGGUUCAGGACACAGAUGAGUUCAUUCUACCGACAGGUGCCAAUAAAACAAGAGGACGGUUUGAACUGGCUUUCUUUACCAUUGGAGGCUCCUGUAUUACUGGAGCUGCGUUCGGAGCUGUUAAUGGUCUCAGGAUGGGUCUGAAGGAGACCAGAGACAUGUCGUGGUCCAAACCUCGUAAUGUACAGAUUCUCAAUAUGGUAACCAGGCAGGGUGCAUCAUGGGCCAACACUCUGGGCUCUGUUGCCUUGUUAUACAGUGUUUUCGGUGUGGCGAUAGAGAAAGCCAGAGGAGCAGAAGAUGACAUCAACACAGUAGCUGCUGGCACGUUAACCGGGAUGCUCUUUAAAUCAGCCAGUGGCCUGAAGGGUGUCGCCCGUGGAGGUCUGGCUGGUUUAGCUUUGUCUAGUGCCUACGCCGUCUACAACAACUGGGACCACCUCACCGGCAGCCCCUCAUCCUCCAGGCUGUACUAAACUUUCCCUUCACAUCUUCUUCAACAUUAGGGCCAAAUAUCUGCAGGACACAGCCUUUAACCACAGCACUAAGAGGAAUUAGACUCUGGUCAAAUGCAGUGUGCUCUCAAGUGAAGCGAGCUGGUCCCAGUUUGCUGGUGCCCCCCCCACCCCUCUCUAUAGCUACUUUCCUGGAGCAUUUUGGGAUGAAAGUGUGGAUUUAAUCCACUGAGAUUCCAAAUGUAGACCGUCCUAAAACACCCCUCGCAUCAUUUGUCUGUAUCCUCUGAGGUAUUCCUGUCACUGAUCAGAUAUCGAUCAGUAAUCUGUUGGAAUAUAGAGGUGUGUCAUUUGUCAUAUUAUCGUUUAUAAGAGACUCAUUAGUCUCCAAUAAUACUAAUGCUUUUUCAAAUCAAUGAACCCAUGACACGUGGGUUAAAUGUGCCCGUAUUAAUUUG
Molecule: messenger RNA, 1331 nt
Organism: Scomber japonicus (chub mackerel)
Lineage: Eukaryota; Metazoa; Chordata; Actinopteri; Scombriformes; Scombridae
Gene: timm23a
Product: translocase of inner mitochondrial membrane 23 homolog a (yeast)
Exons: 7
Coding region: 262-894 (210 amino acids)
Biological process (GO): protein import into mitochondrial matrix
Cellular component (GO): TIM23 mitochondrial import inner membrane translocase complex; mitochondrial inner membrane
Molecular function (GO): transmembrane protein transporter activity
Source: RefSeq, a predicted model, not a curated record